AUGCAGCGGUACACAAACAAGGAGACACAGAAUUUCUUUCACAUUUGCACUGGCUCAAUUAUCUUAUUUUCUUUUGCAAGCUACGCUGCUAAUAGAGUAAGUGACCUUGAAAGGUCCAAACUUGUAGUGGCCUUUCAAGCUCCUUGGAAUAUUUCCCAUCCUCUCAGUGCCCAAAGGUUAAAUGCAGGCCUCCAGAUUGCCAUUGACAAAGUCAAUGGGGAUCCAUCUUACCUAGGCAACUACAGCUUGGAGUUUGUUUAUGCUGACUGUGGCUGCGAGGCCAAGAAAUCCCUUCAAGCUUUCAUCGGUCAAUAUCAGAAGGAACACAUCUCGGCUUUGUUUGGACCUGUUUGCUCAGAAGCAGCUGAGGUUACUGGUUUGCUAGCAUCUCAAUGGAGCAUUCCCAUGUUUGGGUUCGUUGGCUACACCACCAAGCUGGACAACUCAUUUCUUUAUGAUACUUAUGUCAAUCUUGUCUCCCCUCUGCAGAGGGUGGGGGAAGUACUGUGUAAAACUCUCCAGUAUUUUGGAUGGAGAUAUGUGGGUCUUCUUGGAAGCUCAAGUGAUACUUUCACUUGGGCUGAAACAGAAGAACUGUGGGAAUCUGUCGAAAGCCAACUCAAAAACAAUUUUACUAUCACUGCUAAGGUGAGAUACAAUACAAAAGAUCAAAGCCUCCAUGAGAAAAAUCUCAACUAUAUAUCAUCUACUGCUAGAAUUAUUGUUUUAAUCUGCAGCUCUUUUGAUGCAAGGUCCAUUUUGUUACAGGCCAAAGAACUGGGUAUGGCCAGUGGACCAUAUGUAUUCUUUGUACUACAGCAAUUCGAGGAUACCUUUUUGAAAGAAAUAUGGAAUAACGAGAACAGCAGCAGUGUCCUAGAUGCUUAUCGGCCUGUAUUUCUAAUAGCCUUGAGUUCUUAUAGAGAAUACAAUACCUUUUCUAAUUUUAUGAUGGAUAUCCAUGAAAAACUGAAGAAGAACCUAUCUGACAGUUUUCUUUCUUCACAAGAUGAGGUAAGUUCCUACGCUGCCUACUUGCACGAUGCAGUUCUGCUUUAUGCCUUAUCCAUACGGGAAAUGUUAAGAGAGAGGAAAGAUUUCCGUGAUGGGAGAGCACUUGUCAAUGCUUUGAAAGGCUACAAUAAAACCCUCAAGUAUGGCAUUACUGGCCCAGUGCACAUUGAUGAAUCAGGUGAAAGGAACAUGGACUACUCUGUGUAUGAUCUCCAGGAAUCUGGAAACUCAACAUGCUUUAUCCCUGUGCUUAACUUUGACAGUGACAGAAAAGCAAUCAGCCCAACCGUGGAAAUUGACUACAUCAGCUGGUCAGGUGGAGAAAUACCUAAAGACAGACCACUGUGUGGGUUUCACAAUGAACACUGUAAAACUCCAGUUACCAAAGGCAAGGCCCUUAUAGUGGUGAUAAUUCUCCUGAUAAUAACAGUAUCAGGGGGCAUUAGUGUGGCAACAUUUAUGAAGAUCCAUAAAGGGAAUCUGGAAAAGCAAAUCAACGACAUGUGGUGGAAAAUUAACUAUGAGGAUAUCACCAUUUUUAAUGAUCAUAAGGAAAAAUUCGAUUUGUCUCAAGUAAACACACCUGAACCCACAGAAAAGGAAAAUUUUGGUUCCCAUUUGUUGAGGUCUAGCAAUGACUAUUCUGGUUUGAAAGGCAAGCAGGGGAAAGAAGUAUUUUAUACCACAGUAGGACUUUAUCAGGGAAUCCUUGUUGCUCUCAAAUUUGUUGAUAAUCAGACAGAUGCAUGGAUCUGGAAACCAUCAAUUCUUUGUGAAGUUCAGAUGAUGAGAGAACUGAGGCACGAGAAUCUAGUAAUCUUCUAUGGGAUAUGCCCCCAAGCUCCAAACAGCUGUAUUGUAACACACUACUGCAAGAAGGGAAGCAUGAAGGAUGUUUUGAUGCAUUCUGAUAUUGAAUUGGAUUGGAUAUUCAAAAUCUCCUUUGCUUACGACAUAGUCAAUGGCAUGUUAUUCAUCCACAAUAGCCCCCUGAAUUCUCACGGCAACUUAAAACCUACCAACUGCUUAGUGGACAGUCGCAUGCAGGUGAAGCUGAGUGGAUUUGGGCUAUGGGAAUUUAAGUAUGGAAGGAAAACCAGGAUAAUAACAGAGGACACCAACUAUGAAGAUCUCUACUGGACAGCCCCUGAAUUACUAAGGAUGGGGGAAUAUCCAUUUCAAGGCACCCAGAAGGGGGACGUUUACAGCUUUGCUAUUAUUUUGAGGGAAAUAAUAUACAAUCUUGAAGAUGGUCCAUUUGAAGAACUGAAGCAGACUGCAGAAGAUAUAAUAAAGAGAAUCAAGGAUCCUAACCAUCUUGUUCCACUACGCCCUCCUCUUUCAGUGGAGAAAUGUAACGAAAGCAUCCUUGCAUUACUGAGGGCAUGUUGGGAUGAAUGUCCAGCGAGGAGGCCCCUGUUUUGCUACGUGAAGAGAGAGCUGAGAGAGGCCAGUCCAGAAGGUCAUUUCAGUAUCUUGGACAACAUGGUGAAUAAAUUAGAAAAAUAUGCAAAUCAUCUGGAGGAAGUGGUUGAAGCAAGGACAACCCAGCUGGUGGCCGAGAAGAAGAAGACAGAAAAACUUUUAUCAACCAUGCUACCUGGCUUCAUAGGAGAACAACUUGUUGCUGGGAGAUCAGUGGAACCUGAGAGCUUUGAUUCAGUCACCAUUUUUUUCUCAGACAUUGUUGGCUUCACCAAGUUGUGUUCUCUCAGCUCUCCACUGCAAGUUGUCAAUCUCCUCAAUGACCUAUACAGUCUGUUCGACAACAUCAUCGAAACCUUUGAUGUCUACAAGGUUGAAACCAUUGGAGAUGCCUAUAUGGUUGCCAGUGGCCUCCCCAUCCGCAAUGGGACCAAACAUGUUGAGGAAAUUGCUACUAUGUCUUUGCACUUUCUCAGUGCAAUGAUCUCCUUCAAGAUUGGGCACAUGCCCAAUGAGAAACUGAGGCUGCGUAUAGGCAUUCAUACAGGGCCUGUUGUUGCAGGAGUAGUAGGGAUCACAAGGCCACGAUAUUGUCUGUUUGGUGACACUGUGAAUACAGCUUCGAGGAUGGAAAGCACAAGCUUACCCCUCCAAAUCCAUGUCUCCAUGAUCACAGCAAAAACUCUUCAGUCCAUUGGAGGUUACCAUUUGCAAGAAAGAGGGACAAUAAGAGUAAAGGGCAAAGGACAGCAACAAACUUUUUGGCUGAAAGGAAAAGCUGGAUUUAACAUGCCUUUGCCAGAGUUCCACUGCGAUGUAGAAAGGCUCCCCAAAAGAAAUGUGGAGAAUGUCAGAACUGCAAACUCUAUUGUUGAAAGAAAAAGGAGCCAUGAUUCACCAGAUGAACAUAAUGCUGAGGAAUUCUUUAAUUCAAAAUGA
This is a messenger RNA of Euleptes europaea (tarantolino), 3378 nucleotides long. Its product is annotated as guanylate cyclase 2G-like. Gene Ontology annotation, cellular component: membrane. Lineage: Eukaryota; Metazoa; Chordata; Lepidosauria; Squamata; Sphaerodactylidae. Gene Ontology annotation, molecular function: peptide receptor activity; protein kinase activity; ATP binding. The transcript has 22 exons. Gene Ontology annotation, biological process: intracellular signal transduction; cGMP biosynthetic process; protein phosphorylation. The record is from RefSeq and is a predicted model, not a curated record. The coding region runs from base 1 to 3378 and encodes 1125 amino acids.